AUGGCAGAGAAAGGCGUUCUUCUGGAUAAAAAGACCUGUUGUUUGAUCUGUUUGGAUUUGUUAAAGGAUCCGGUGACUGUUUCCUGUGGCCACAGCUACUGCAACAACUGCAUUAAUUCCCACUGGGAUAAGGAGGACAGGAAUGCCACCUACAGCUGCCCAAAGUGCAGGAAGUCCUUGACAGCACGGCCUGACCAGGCAGCAAACACCACAUUAGCAGAGUUGGUGGAGGAGCUGAAGAACAGUGGAAUUAAUGUGGGAAUGAACGGUGACGGUCAGACCGAGCUGGGGUCGAGCAGACAAAAAAUCAAGCAGAGAAUCGAGACCAGACAAAACGACGUGAAGCUGCUUAAACUGGAGGUGGAGAAAAUCAAUCUCUCUGCUGAUAAAGCGCUGAAGGAGAGCAGGAGCGUUUUUGAUCAACUCAGCCAGCAGAUCAAAAAAAGAAGCUUUGAUGUGAUGUAUCGGAUCAGAUCCCUGCAGAAAGCCGAACAGAAUCGAAUCAAAGCGCUUCAGGAGAAGCUGGAGCAGGAGAUCACUGACCUGAAAAGGAAAGACGCUGAACUGGAGGAGCUCUCACACACAGAGGAUCACAACCAGUUUCUGCAUCACCUUCCUUCAUUCACUCAUCCACCUACAGAGUUACCCAGAGCCAAAAUCCUUCCUCUGAGGUUCUUUGAGGAGGUGACAGCAGCUGUGUCAGAGCUCAGAGCUAAAGUACAGGACAUCCUGAGGGACACCUGGGUGGAUGUUUCACCCGUGGUUGAUGUAAACCCACAAGUUGAGCCAAAGACCAGAGCUGACUUCUUAAAAUAUUCAUUCCAAAUCACGCUGGAUCCCAACACCGCAAACACACAGCUGUCAUUAUCAGAGGGGAACAGGAGAGCGACAUUAAUGAGAGAGGAGCAGUCUUAUCCUACUCACCCAGACAGAUUCGUUAGGUGGAGGCAGGUCCUGAGUAACCAGAGCCUGACUGGGCGUCGUUACUGGGAGGUGGAGUGGUGCAGGAAGAGAGUCACAGUGGCGCUGGCAUACAAAGAUAUCAGCAGAGAGGGGUCCAUGAACGAGUGCGCAUUCGGAUUCAACGACAAGUCCUGGGCGCUGGAGUGUAACUGCAGCAGCAGCUACAAAUUCAUACACAACAGCGUGAAAACAGCCGUCUCGGGUCCGUGGACCUCCCGGCUCGGAGUGUACCUGGAUCACAGUGCAGAUCAGUUUGUUUAA
Molecule: messenger RNA, 1224 nt
Organism: Oreochromis niloticus (Nile tilapia)
Lineage: Eukaryota; Metazoa; Chordata; Actinopteri; Cichliformes; Cichlidae
Product: tripartite motif-containing protein 16
Exons: 2
Coding region: 1-1224 (407 amino acids)
Source: RefSeq, a predicted model, not a curated record